This is a messenger RNA of Aedes albopictus (Asian tiger mosquito), 3024 nucleotides long. It is a transcript of the gene Nhe1, whose product is annotated as sodium/hydrogen exchanger 8. The transcript is spliced from 3 exons. The record is from RefSeq and is a predicted model, not a curated record. Gene Ontology annotation, cellular component: membrane. NCBI's taxonomy places the organism in Eukaryota, Metazoa, Arthropoda, Insecta, Diptera, Culicidae. Gene Ontology annotation, biological process: regulation of intracellular pH; proton transmembrane transport; sodium ion transport. The coding region runs from base 275 to 2329 and encodes 684 amino acids. Gene Ontology annotation, molecular function: potassium:proton antiporter activity; sodium:proton antiporter activity.
UUUUGUUUCGAUUUCUUUCCAUCCUCUGUGCACGGACACGGAGCAGCCGUAGUCGUGGAAAUCGUGAAGCCAGGAUUCCGACGAUGGCUCAUUCAAAACAAUUUUGCUGGUCAAAAAAAUCGGUUCGUUCAGUUUAUAACUUGUAAACGGUGAAAUCGGACUUAUCGGUAGCGAUUGCUGGUUUGCUUGGUUUGUGAAGUGCGAACGUUAUGCUGUGAAAGAUUCAAGAGCCAUCGGAACAACAUCUAGCUUCGUUUCCUUUCGUGUAACUAUUAUGAGUCAGAGCCUCAAGGCCACAAUGAAGUCUGGAUUAAUCUAUUUUCUGCUGAUAUGCGGAUUCCUGUUCACCACAUUCUAUAACGUCGCCUCGGAUGUGCAAUUGCCGGCAACUGCUGGAAAUGGUGCAAAUUCAUCUUCAUCUCUCGUUGCUCCCCUGGUAAAGGAACCAGAUGUUAACUUGACAACGGUAGUUCCGGCCGAACAGCAGGUGGCGGCGAAGAAGGAUGAUUCGGCCAAGGAACUGCCGAAGAAUGCCACCACGACGAUGUCCCCGGAGAAGAACGCCGUCGAACAAGAACAUUACAGCUCAAUGUCGAUAUUCUUCGUGUUGUGCGUGAUUGCCCUUGGAAUACUGCUGAUCCACAUGAUGCUGCAGACCGGAUUUCAAUACCUCCCGGAAAGUAUCGUGGUAGUGUUCCUAGGUGCCCUGAUCGGAUUGAUUUUGAACAAUUCCUCCGUGAAGCAUGUGGCCAACUGGGAGCGUGAGGAGGUGUUUUCUCCUACGGCUUUUUUCCUGGUUCUGCUGCCACCGAUUAUCUUCGAGUCCGGUUAUAAUCUGCACAAGGGUAACUUUUUCCAGAACAUCGGUUCGAUUCUGGUGUUUGCCAUCAUUGGGACAACAAUCUCGGCACUGGUCAUCGGUUCCGGUGUAUACUUUCUGGGCCUGGCGGAAGUUGCCUAUCGGUUGAACUUUGUGGAAUCGUUUGCCUUCGGAUCGCUAAUUUCGGCUGUCGAUCCUGUGGCCACCGUUGCCAUAUUUCACGCCCUAGAUGUGGACCCUAUCCUUAACAUGUUGGUCUUUGGGGAAAGUAUCCUAAACGAUGCCAUUUCAAUCGUUCUGACGACAACGGUGAUGCCGAUGGUUUCCGGCUCCGGCGCUGAGGGAACCGGCGAAUCCAUCAUUUCCGCCUUGAAUACGUUCUGUUUGAUGUUCUUUGCGUCGGCUGGAAUCGGGGUUGUGUUUGCUCUGAUGGGUGCGUUGCUGCUCAAACACGUUGACCUAAGGAAGCAUCCUUCGCUGGAGUUUGGAUUAAUGCUGGUGUUUACAUACGCGCCAUAUGUGUUGGCCGAAGGCAUUCAUUUGUCAGGCAUCAUGGCAAUCCUGUUCUGUGGCAUCGUCAUGUCGCACUACACUCACUUCAACCUGUCCACGGUGACCCAGAUCACGAUGCAGCAGACGAUGCGAACGUUGGCUUUCGUGGCAGAAACCUGCGUCUUUGCCUAUCUGGGUCUCGCAAUCUUCUCCUUCAAGCACCGCUGCGAGCUGUCGUUCGUCAUCUGGGCAAUCAUCCUGUGUCUGAUUGGUCGAGCGUGCAACAUUUUCCCGCUGGCCGCGUUGGUCAAUCGAUUCCGCGAGCACAAAAUCACCAACAAGAUGGCAUUUAUAAUGUGGUUCUCUGGCCUGCGGGGUGCAAUUUCCUAUGCGCUUUCGUUGCACUUGCAGUUCUCGAGCGAAGAGACGCGCCAUGUCGUGAUCACCACCACGCUCAUUAUCGUGCUCUUUACGACGCUGUUCUUCGGCGGGUCGACCAUGCCACUGAUGAAGUAUCUGUCUGGUGGAGGAAAGCGAACUCGCAAGAACGCCCGAAGCACCAGCAGCCGGUUGGGAAGGAAGAAAAAGGAGAAGGUGCUGUCGCUGAGUAAGACGCGCGAGUGGGGACAAGCCAUCGAUUCGGAACACUUAUCGGAGCUGACCGAAGAGGAGGAAGUGAGCUUCACGCAAUCGAAGCUGGUCGGAUUUGCGCGGCUGGAUAGGAAAUACUUUACGCCGUUUUUCACCAGACGGUUCACGCAUCAGGAACUGCACGACUGCAAGAGCCAGAUGGCCGAUCUCACGAACAAGUGGUACCAAGCCAUUCGAAUAUCGCCCGAUGACCUGGAUGAAGAGGACGAAGAGGAUGAAGAUGUGGUGUCGCUUGCCGCAUCGGAUCGCUCGACGAACAUUCUGGUCGAUAGUGGACGAUCUGGCCGAGCAGGAGGAAGUGGAGCUAAGCAGAGCAAUGCCACGACGGCAUCGGCUGGCGGUGGUCCCAGUAGGUCAAAGUCUUGAUUGCGACAGCAACUGGAAGACGAUAGCUCAAUGUACAACACCUCGUUGGACGUUGGGUCGGAAAUAUUUCUGUGAGCUUUUGGCAGUAGGUAGACCAUGAGUAUUUAUCAUAUUUAUUUGAAAAAAGUCAAGUCGAAAAAAAUGAUUUCGAGCAAUUGUGCUGUGAUUGUGGAAGAAAUUGUUUGCAGGGCCAAGGAGCCGGGAAGGGUCAACAAAGCUAGUUAACCAAAAUGGAAAUUUUUAAAUAUCGAACAACAUAAGUGCAAUGAAUGUCGUUAUGUAAAUCAUGUAGCUAUAUAAAGUAAUGGAAAAAAUAUACAGACGCUAAAGAGUUUUGCUCUUGCGCAAAGUGAUACGAAGCCAACCAAACUAGUCGAAUGAUCAGAUAUACUUACGGUGCAAUGUUAGGAAGCUACACCCCCCACUAAUAAAAAGGUUUUAUAUUUAUCUUCUUCUUACUAACAUUAGCUGCAGAUCAUUCCAGAAUUGAACGUAGCUUUUUGCACAAAUUUUCACAAAACUAUGCUGAAGGUUUUACGUACCAAUAGCAAACAUCAAUGUAGAAUAUAUAAACUGGACAAACAGUAGGUAUCUUCAUCCACUUGGAAGCUUAUGACCUAUAAUAAUCUUUAUUGAAUUCCCUUCGAGAGUUAUGUUUGAUCGUUGUUGUAAUGUAAAUAUACUUUAAUGUAAUA